CAGCGGAACAGGACAAGGAGCCCAUCGCGCUGAAGAGAGUUCGAGGUGGUGACAGUGGACUGGAUGGGUUAGGAGGACCAAAUAUACAACUAGGAAGCCCAGAUAAGAAAAAACGCAAGGCCAGCACACAGGGACCUUCCUAUCCUCCAUUGUCUGAGUAUGCACCACCACCAAACCCAAACUCCGACCACCUAGUGGCUGCCAAUCCCUUCGAUGACAACUAUAACACUAUUUCCUAUAAACCACUGCCUUCGUCCAAUCCCUACCUUAGCCCUGGUUAUCCUGGCUUUGGAGGCUACAGCACAUUCAGAAUGCCACCCCACGUGCCCCCAAGAAUGUCUUCCCCCUACUGUGGUCCUUACUCACUCAGGAAUCAACCACAUCCGUUUCCUCAGAACCCUUUGGGCAUGGGCUUUAACCGGCCGCAUGCUUUUAACUUUGGGCCACACGAGAAUCCGAAUUUUGGAAACCCACCUUACAAUAACGUGCUGACUCAGGACAUGAACAUGCCUGGUCAGCACUUUAGACAAAGCUCUGCCGAAAACUUCAGUCAGAUUCCCCCACAGAAUGCUGGCCAAGUAUCUAACGCUGACCUGGCAUCUAAUUUUGUCCCUGGAAAUAAUUCACAUUUUACCUCUCCGUUAGAAUCGAAUCAUUCUUUUAUCCCACCCCCGAACGCGUUUGGUCAAGCAAAAGCGCCACCUUCCAAACAAGACUUUACUCAAGGGGCAACCAAAACCACGAAUCAGAAUUCCUCUGCUCACCCACCUCACUUAAAUAUGGAGGACACAGUCAAUCAGAGUGGCGUGGAAUUAAAAAAUGUCAACAGAAACAAUGCCGUGCAAGAGAACAGCCGCUCGGGUAGCGCAGAGGCCACCAACAGCCACGCCAAUGGGACCCAGAGCAAGCCACGGCAGCCCAGGGGCGCAGCCGACCUGUGCACCACCGACAAAAGCCGCAAGUUCUCCCUGCACCCCGGCCGCCACGGCCAUUCAUCUUCUGACCCGGUGUACCCGUGUGGGAUUUGUACAAAUGAAGUGAAUGACGAUCAGGACGCCAUCCUGUGUGAGGCCUCUUGUCAGAAAUGGUUUCACCGCAUCUGCACCGGAAUGACCGAAACAGCCUAUGGGCUCCUGACGGCCGAGGCCUCCGCGGUGUGGGGCUGUGACACCUGCAUGGCUGACAAGGAUGUCCAGCUAAUGCGCACUAGAGAGGCCUUCGGUCCACCGGCCGUGAGCGGUGACGCCUAACCACGGCUGUCACCUAAUGUGGUUCAUUUCUCUGUGUAGAACAGAGAUUUGGUGACAUAGGAUUUUAAUGUUUGACAUUUUGGAAAUGGCACAUACAGAAAUAUUACAUCUUAGUUCUUACUGACGUGACGUUUCAUUUUAUUGUUUUGUUUUUUGUCUUAAAUGAGAUUAAUGUGUGUGUGUGGGGGGGGUGCUGUAGAGAUACUUAUAAAUAAAUGUUCAUUGUUAUUUAUCGUAAA
Molecule: messenger RNA, 1489 nt
Organism: Cricetulus griseus (Chinese hamster)
Lineage: Eukaryota; Metazoa; Chordata; Mammalia; Rodentia; Cricetidae
Source: RefSeq, a predicted model, not a curated record